This is a messenger RNA of Saxophila tyrrhenica, 1041 nucleotides long. RefSeq names its product 8-oxo-dGTP diphosphatase (gene PCD1). Gene Ontology annotation, biological process: coenzyme A catabolic process. The record is from RefSeq and is a predicted model, not a curated record. Gene Ontology annotation, molecular function: coenzyme A diphosphatase activity. Lineage: Eukaryota; Fungi; Ascomycota; Dothideomycetes; Mycosphaerellales; Extremaceae. Bases 1 to 1041 code for a protein of 346 amino acids. The transcript is spliced from 3 exons.
AUGGCAUAUCUGUCGCCCGCGUCCAAGAAGGCGAUAGCCAACCUGCGAGCCUACACCUCGCCUACUACCAACUGGUACAAAUGUCCACUUACGAGGCGGGCGGCGGUGUUGAUACUGCUGUUCGCUGAUCGUGGUGGCGACUUGCGGGUGGUCUUAACCAUUAGAUCCGCCGGUCUGAAAAGCUAUGCCGGCCAAGCAGCUCUGCCCGGCGGCAAGGCCGACCAUCUCAAUGAGAACCCCUUCACCGUUGCCCGCCGCGAGGCAUUUGAGGAGAUCGGCCUGCCAAUGUCGGACCAUCGCCUACCUCCAGGCUACACGGUGGAGCACCUGACGGAGCUUCCAGCCAACCUGGCGAUGACCGAGCUCGGCGUCCGCCCCUGCGUAGCCUUCCUCCAGGCGCCAGCACCCUCGCCUCGUAACCGCGACCCAAACACUGCCCGGGACAUUCUGCCCAAGCUGGAUGCUCGAGAAGUUGCGGCCGUGUUCACAGCGCCCUUCUUCAACUUCCUACGUGAGAAAGACUUGGAUCCGGCAGACCGAGAGGAGGUGCCAGGGGAGUGGUACAAAGGGUCCUGGCACAGCUGGCAUGAGAGCGCGUGGCGCAUGCACCAGUUCUUCGUUCCAGUGUCUCCAGCGACGGUGUUCCGAGCCGAUUAUGAGAAGGUGAAGAAAAUGUCAGAACCAGUACCGGAGGCGUCGGCGGACAUUACUUCUUCAAAGCCAGCAGCAGUGAAAAGCAAAGGUGCGUCGGCGAAGUCGUCGUCAUCGCUGCAGCCGCCGCUCCCGAGGUCGUUCUACUCGAUUGGUGGUGAUGCGUUGGCGCAGCCGCGGUAUAGGGUGUUUGGCAUGACAGCCAGGAUUCUGGUAGACUGCGCUCGAGUGGCAUAUGGCGAAGAACCUGAAUAUGAGCACAACAGCCAUUUCGGGGACGAAGAUAUGAUUGAGCGACUGCUCACAAUCGGGCGACUGGCCCCCAUCAAGAAAGAAGGCGAGGUGCUGACGAGGGACGUGAUGAUGAAGGCUGCGAACGCGAAGAUGUGA